CCACAAACAGACGUGUGGAAUAUCAACUACCGCUUAAGUGGCACACACUUCGAUUUUGUUUGUCUUAAAUUUCUGGAAACCUCGUCGACAUCGAACGAAAGAUCUACCCCCUCACCCUCAAUUCCUGUCUUCGCUCUCGCACCUACUCACAAAAAGCUUAGGGUUUUUUGGGAGCAAAACAAAAGUAAAAGAAAGAUGCAGCAGCCUCCGCAGAUGAUCCCGGUGGUGCCUUCAUUUCCUCCUUCAAACAUCACUACCGAGCAGAUUCAGAAGUAUCUGGAUGAGAAUAAGAAGUUGAUUCUGGCAAUAUUGGACAAUCAAAACCUUGGAAAACUUGCUGAGUGUGCCCAGUAUCAAGCUCAACUUCAGAAAAACUUGAUGUAUCUAGCCGCGAUUGCUGAUGCUCAACCACCAGCCCAAACAUUGCCCGCUCAGAUGUCACCACAUCCGGCAAUGCAACAGGGAGGAUUUUACAUGCAACAUCCUCAGGCAUUGGCAAUGGCUCAGCAGCAAGGUGUCUUUCCCCAAAAGAUGCCAUUACAAUUCAAUAAUCCACAUCAAAUACAGGAUCCGCAACAGCUACAUCAGCAGCAGCAGCAAGCCUUCCAGAUGCAAAUGGGGAUGAGACCUGUAGGGCCCAACAAUGGCAUGCAUCCCAUGCAUUCUGAGGCCACACUUGGAGGUGGUAGCGGCGCUGGCCCCACUUCAACUUCAGGACCGAAUGAUGUGCGUGGUGGAAGCACCAACACCGGGACAACUGGCACCGAUGGUCAUGGGAACUCCGCUGCUGGGCAUGGUGGUGAUGGGGAAUCCUCCCACUUGAAGGGGUCCGAGUAAGGAAAAUGAUGCGGCCACGUGAAAUCCACCUGAAUUUUGUGGCUGUUUAUAAACAGGCCUCUUACCACCAAAGGAUUAGUGUUGCUACUAUCUUGUGAUACUUUUGAGUCAAGGAUUGGUAGGUCUGCCGUGUCCUUUUAGCUUUCCACAGAUUAGUUAGGUUUCAUAGCUCUUGGCCAGCCAAUGCACGGAACUGAUGGGAAAAGGUUUAGUUGUAGUAUUAUAGAAUGGGACAAGAGUUAGCUAUUGGUCUUGUAAAACUUGCAAAUGCAUGCAGAGUCUGUCUGAAUUUUGUCUUGUCAGAUCUUUUAGAUAAUCUCUAGUUUUUAUUUAGUUAUCGAUCAGUGGGUUCCAA
Tripterygium wilfordii is the source of this 1192-nucleotide messenger RNA. RefSeq names its product GRF1-interacting factor 3-like. The record is from RefSeq and is a predicted model, not a curated record. Gene Ontology annotation, biological process: positive regulation of transcription by RNA polymerase II; cell population proliferation; leaf development. The transcript has 5 exons. NCBI's taxonomy places the organism in Eukaryota, Viridiplantae, Streptophyta, Magnoliopsida, Celastrales, Celastraceae. Gene Ontology annotation, molecular function: transcription coactivator activity. Gene Ontology annotation, cellular component: nucleus. The coding region runs from base 196 to 837 and encodes 213 amino acids.